GAUCGUACCUGGCAUCGACUUAGCCGGGGUGGUGGUUGAGAGUCACUCGCCGCUCUGGAAGCCAGGGGACGAGGUUGUGCUGACAGGGAACAAGAUUGGCCAGCACUUUGAUGGAGGUUAUGCUGAAUUCUGCCGGGUGCAGGCUGAAUGGCUGGUUGCAAAGCCGAAAGUGUUCACCCUGGAGGAGUGCAUGAUGAUCGGCACAGCUGGAUUUACAGCAAUGCAGAUGGUCAUGGAGCUGGAGGAAGCCGGCAGGCUGGGACAGAUUUCAGGACCGGUCUUGGUGUUGGGAGCAGCUGGGGGUGCGGGCAGCGCGGCCGUGGCGAUCCUUGCACAGCUCGGCCACCACGUGGUGGCGUCUUCUGGCAGAGCCGACACAUUGGCAGACUACCUAAAGGGGCUGGGCGCCAAGGAGGUGAUCGGCCGAUUAGAGCCCACUGGGCUCAAAAAACCGUUGCAGGACCAGCGCUGGGCGGCUGUGGUAGAUUGCGCAGGGGGGCCAGCCCUCGGAACCGCCCUGGCACAACUCAAGUUCCAGGGUGCGGCCGCUUGCAUCGGUGUUGCUGGCGGGAGCGGCCUGGACUCUACAAUUUUCCCCUUCGUUCUGCGUGGGGUUCGACUGUUGGGCGUGGACUCAACGCUGCCUUGGAAUGUCUCUGGCCUUGGGGAGGACCCAGCAGAAUGGCAACGCAACAGAGAUCGGCGCUUGGAGAUUUGGCGCCGAAUGGCGACGGACCUGCCUGUUCAAGCUUUGCGCCGCAUGCAUGAAGCCACGAUCCCACUAGAAGAGCUGCCUGCUUGGGGCGACAAGCUCCUGAGUGGUCUGGUGAGGGGCCGUGUGGUUGUACGUGUAGCUGCCUGA
This is a messenger RNA of Symbiodinium necroappetens, 862 nucleotides long. The record is from the annotation of a GenBank genome assembly. NCBI's taxonomy places the organism in Eukaryota, Dinophyceae, Suessiales, Symbiodiniaceae.